Micropterus dolomieu (smallmouth bass) is the source of this 7202-nucleotide messenger RNA. It is a transcript of the gene ptprq, whose product is annotated as protein tyrosine phosphatase receptor type Q. Bases 124 to 6906 code for a protein of 2260 amino acids. NCBI's taxonomy places the organism in Eukaryota, Metazoa, Chordata, Actinopteri, Centrarchiformes, Centrarchidae. Gene Ontology annotation, biological process: protein dephosphorylation. The transcript is spliced from 43 exons. The record is from RefSeq and is a predicted model, not a curated record. Gene Ontology annotation, molecular function: protein binding; protein tyrosine phosphatase activity.
GUGUCGUGAAUGUGUCUGAUCGUGCCUUCUCGCUACGUUGGGAGCAGGCAGUUGGGUGUGUGGAUGAUUACCUGGUGAACCUGCUACCAAACCAGGGAAAAGUCACAGUCCACCCUGCACUGGAUGGACACAUUCAGCAUGGCCUUCUUCUCCCUCAUCCUGCUGCUCACACUCUGCCUGGGACAGGAACAGUCAAAGGCUGAUGUGGUGAAUGUAAGUCCGGGGACACAAUAUGCUGUAACAGUCACAGCAGCCUCCUCCUCCAACAUCAGCCCUGGAGUCAGCCGCAUGAUCAAUACUAAUGGGAGUGUUCCUGGUCCACCUUUAAACCUAGAAGGAGAGGCUGUGGGCUCCAAUGGUAUACUGCUCUCCUGGAUCAUGCCACCUGGUGCCAAGAACAUUGACGGAUACGUCAUCAGGUACAAGGAGGUGUGUCCUUACCCCGAUCCCACCUUCACACAGGUGACCAAGUACCUGGACGUACCAGAGACACUGCUCACUGACUUCAUCUCAGGUUCUACAUACCACAUUGAGGUAGCAGCCAUAGGUCCAGCUGGAAUAGGAACCUUCAGCAAAUCUUUAUACAUAAAGACAGCUGAGUCCCCCCCUGGCCUGGUGACCAACUUGACAGCGUUUGCUCAGAACCACACCUUCGUCGUGGUUACCUGGUUCCUGCCGCACCGCAUCAACGGCCUCAUCACAAAGUUUGCUGUCAAGGCUAAACACGCUCGUACUGGGCAGACGGUCCGCACGCUGGAGGUCAACGCAGAGGACAUCAUGACCGGAGCGCUGCCUCACUGCAAUGAUGCAGCCGAUAUCCUGUCCCGUGCCACUCUCAGUCCCUUGGAGAUUACAGCAUCGUCUCCACCCAUCACCCUCUCCGCCGUGCCCCCUGCAGCUGCCUGGAGUGUGCCCAUAUCAGUAGGAGUUGAUCAGUUACGACCUUACACUGCCUAUCUGUUCGAAGUGUCUGCCUUCACCUCUGAUGGAGAGGGGCAGAUAGCCUCCACUAUGGUCCGCAUGCCAGAAUCAGCCCCAGAAGACCCGCCAACUAACUUCUCUAUAACCAAUAUGACGUCUCGGUCAGUCUCCGCAUCCUGGAAAUCUCCCAACAUUAUCACAGGAAAAUUUACCUACAUGGUCUACCUUUAUGGACCUACAGGAUAUUUGUAUGAGAACAGCACAGGAGACAUGCGGUUCACUUUUACUGGUUUGAGCCCCUACACGAGAUACACAUUGGGGGUCCGAGCCAAAGCUGCUGGAGAAGUGGGUCCAUCAGCGCAGGUCAAUGUAAUUACUCCUGCUGAAGCGCCCAGUGCUGUGCAGGAUUUGAUGGCAGUAGCUGAGGAUUCAGUUUCAAUCCGUGUGAGUUGGAGAAGCCCUGCCCAGCCAAACGGUCCGAUCACCCAGUACAGACUGCAGGUUCUGGUUGACGACAUUCUGCUGCAGGACAUCACCCUCACUGCAGUAGUGAAUACAACUGGUUUCAAUGAAGAUACGACACUUCCCCCUAAUGUCCUUAACAAGCCAGGGCGGAGUAAGAGAACUGCUGAGCUCAGUCUGAUUACAUCACCGCCGACUUUCACGGCCACUAUUUCCGAUCGCACACUGCCCACUGGUGUGACUGCUUCCAGCCCCACACACUCUGAACUAAGAGGCGCUGACCAAAUUCCCAACACUGAUGCUCAACCAACUGCUGACUCCAUGAUCACUGAGAUGCCCAGCACCAGUUACGCCUCUGCUUCACAUUCUAACAGCACAAAUAUUCAAUCUACUGACUCUGCAGUCUUUGGUACCUCUACAUUUUCUCCUACCUCUGUGCCACCUGCUACAUCUCCACUCUGGCUGACAAAGCAGCCACAUGCUGGGGAUAUGACCUCAGUCUCGCCCCCCUUGGCACUGACCCCAGGCCAGUCCCACUUGUCCACACAUGAUGCAGCAAUUAUGGGACACUUUUUAACACGCAGUGCUACAGCUUCUGGUACUAUAGGUGUAACAGUGAGAGAGGAGGUGAUGGACGUUUUGUCUGAGGAGUUGUCUUACCUUGUCUCAGAACUGAAUCCCUUCACUGACUACACGUUCAGGGUAACUGCCUCCACAACUGUGGGAGAGGGUCCUGCAACACAUAUCACUGAGAAGACCAGGGAGCAGGUCCCUAGCUCAGUGCUUGAAGUAUCCUAUCAAAACAUCAGCUCCACCUCCAUAUUAGUGAACUGGGUCCCACCACUCAACCCCAAUGGAUGGAUCACACAUUACACUGUCUAUGGCCUCAAACUGCACAAAAACCAGGCCCUGAAGUGGGUUACUAACACUACUAGCAUACUGAUAACAGAUUUGGACAAGCAUACUGGUUAUAAGCUACGCGUAGCUGCAUCUACAGCUGUGGGAGAGAGCUCUCUGUCUGAGGAAGAUGACAUCUUUGUUUUCACCUUAGAGGACGAGCCCGACUCCCCCCCUGUGAACCUCACUGUGGUUGAGACAAGUCCCUCCACCGUCACAUUGGCCUGGUCUGCACCAGAGAAAGCCAAUGGGGUGAUCCAACGUUAUGAGGUCCUGUAUAAGAACGAGUCCUACUCUGCGUUGAUGAACACAUCCUCUAACAGCGUCACCCUGAUCCACCUGAAGCCAUUCUCCUACUACAACGUGUCUGUGAGGGCGUACACGCGUUACGGCCACGGCAACCAAACGUCAGACACUUUAUACCUGUUAUCUGGCGAGGAUGUCCCAGGUAGUCCUCCAUAUGGCGUCACUCAUGAGUCAAUCAGUCCCAGCGAGGUGAACGUGACCUGGCACCCUCCUCUGCUGCCUAACGGGGUCAUUACCCACUACAGCCUUGAGCUUUGGAAUUCCAGUCACUACCUGAACCUCACUUCCCCAACCAACUACAUCCACAUCACACAUCUGCGGAAGUAUGCACACUACCACGUCAUGGUUCAAGCACACACACGCGUGGGGCCUGGAAACUACAGCAGCGAGCCGCUCAACAUCACCACACUGGAGGAUGUGCCAAGUGACUCGGUCCGAAACCUGACAGCUCAGAUCUUCAGCUCCACAGCCAUCAUCGUCAGCUGGGACCCUCCCCUUGAGCCCAACGGCCGUCCCUACUACCUUCUCACCUUACAGGAAGCUGGCAUCUCCCCAAAUGUAUCCAACCAAGGGACUCUUGCUGUCAACAAGACCAUCAAGCAUACCACAACUGACAAUGUCUUCUUAUUCACAAGACUCAAGAAAUAUUUCCCAUAUGUGUUGACUGUUACCCCGGCUACUGGUGCUGGCCCUGCCUACAACCAUACCAGCACGAUGUACCUCAGAACGGAUGAUGAUAUUCCUAGUUCUGCUCCAUUACUGGUGUCCACCAGGAAUCUGUCAUCGUCCUCCAUCGUAGUGGUCUGGCAGCGCCCUCUGGAGGCCAACGGGGAGAUAAUCGAGUAUACCCUCACUCUGUUUGGCCCAGGGGGCCCCAGCCCAACAUCUACCCCCAACACUUCGUUCAUCCUCACCAGCCUACUUCCGUACACAGCUUACAACCUCACUAUUACGGCUGCAACGCGUAAAGGCUCAGGGCCUUAUCUGCUGUUGCAGCUGCACACCGAUGAAGGAGGCCCCAUGUCUCCUCCCCGCAACUUGACUAUAUACAACCACACAGCAGUCUCUGUGUGGCUGAGCUGGGAGCCUCCGCUGGAGCCCAAUGGAGUGGUGAUACAGUACGGCUUCAGGAUCCGAGACCUCAUCACACACACCGUCACACACAGGAAUUCCUCUGGUCCAUCGACGACAGAUUAUCUAUCAGGCUUCAGGCCUCAUAGCUCCUACGAGAUCAGUGUUUACAGUUACACCAGAGUCGGCCAUGGGAAUCAGUUCAGCAUCCCCGUGACCUUCACAACUAACGAGUCAGUGUCUGACACUGUGGGGAACCUAACCUGCUCAGGAGUGAGCUGGGAUUCAAUUCAUUUGUUUUGGGAACCCCCAGCCCACCCUAAUGGGCAGAUUCUUUUUUAUGAGAUUGCAUUGGAGUUAGACUUGCAGUCCUACACACACCAGGCUCACACACAAGAGUACACAGUGAAUGGGCUGUCACCAGACCAGGAGUACACACUCACUGUGGCUGCAGUCAACUCUGCAGGACCUGGAGACACAGUAAACUGUACUGCUUCCACUCUAUCUGAAUCAGUCCCGGCUGCCCCUCGCUUCCUCACCAUCUCUCAGGUCUCACCUAACAAUGUGACACUUCAGUGGGCUCCACCGCUCUCCAUUCCAGGCCUGCUGAAAGAGUACCACAUCAUUGCACAGCUGCUUUCAACUGUUUGUGAACCAAACAUACCAACUACUGCACAACCGCCCCCAGAGGAAAAACUGAUCUCCAGUUGUGUGGACUCUAAUGUCACAGUGUCAGUGAAUGCUUCGGAUGGGACUGAAGAGAACCAAAGCCUCACACUCCAGUCCCUGGCUAAAUACAGAUACUACCGCUUCAAAGUGGCUGCUGUGACCAACGCUGGAGUGGGAGAAUAUACAGACUGGAAUUAUGAACGCACCCUGGCAGGAAAACCCGAUUCCCCUCCCCGUAACCUGAAAGUGACCCCUACCUCCAACAGCCUUCGCAUUGCAUGGGAAGCUCCAGCUGUUCUCUCUGGACCGACUUUGUAUCUUGUGCAGGUGGACGGCCCUGAUUUGAACAUCUCAACAGUCCGAGCUCCAGGAGAGUUGAUGACUGUCGUUGUGACUAACUUGACUGCUUUCACUCGUUACUUUGUGACUAUCACUGCCUUCACUGGUCCAUUGGAGCAUGCUGCCAGAGAUGGGAAGGCCAUUGGGCCUAUUGGGUUUCAAACGCUGGAGGAGGAACCCAAAGACCCUCCUAAGAACGUGGUUGUAUCACUUGUCCCAGAGGAAGUGAACCGUGUGAAGGUGACAUUUAGCCCUCCAGAGGAGCCCAAUGGAAACAUAACCGCCUACUUUGUGUACAUCUACGAAAAGGGCCAGCUGGUCAAGAACAUUAGCCUUAAUAUCACCAAAAGAGACCAAAACAUGCUGACUGCUGUCAUAGAGGGCCUAAAGGGAGGACACAGCUACAGUAUGCAGAUUUCAGCAAUAAACGCGGCUGGUAGGAGUCCACCCAGCCCACAUGUCCAGAUAACUACACAAAUCAAAGCCCCGGCCAAACCAACCCAGAGACCCCAGGCAGUGCUGGGCCAUGGAGGGGUUGCCAUGGUAACCCACAGGAGUAUCACCAUCCGCAUGCCUGCCUGUUUCUAUAGUGACGACAAUGGACCAAUCACAAAAAUUCAGGUCAUCGUGGCCGAGUCAGGGGUGAAGGACAUCCAGAACCUGAGCAACUGGAAGCAUGCAUUUUUUAAUCGUCCUGCCCCUUACCUGACCGACAAGGGGUUCCCCAACCCAGCGUGUUUGUUGGGGGACAGGUCGUCACGCACAAACCUACAUGUCAGAGGUGGUCGCAGUGUGUCUGGAGACAGCCAGACGGCAGAAACAUAUGUGAUCGGACGGGACGAUGGCUGUCUGGAGGAGAACAAUACUGAUAAUUUCUGCAAUGGGCCUCUGAAGCCUAACACAGUCUAUGUGUUUAAGUUCAGAGCCACUAACAUCAAUGGCCAAUACACCGACUCUGAGUACUCAGAUCAUGUCAAAACUGCAGUGGACGGGCUGUUGACCAGAGACGAGCAGAUCAUUCUGGGUGUUCUGCUCUCCUUCUUCUUGGCUGUGUUACUCAUCAUCAUCAUCUGUGGCUCAGUCAAGAUUCAUCAGCGUAAGAAAGAGGGCGGGACUUAUUCACCCAGAGAAGCAGAGAUCAUAGAGACCAAGUGUAAGCUGGAUCAGCUCAUCGCUGUUGCAGAUCUGGAGCUGAAACAAGAAAAACUCAACCGGUAUUCUUCCUUCUUCUUUAGACGGAAAGAAAUUUAUGUGAUCCAGCUGCUCAGCUACAGGAAAUCACUCAAGCCUGUCAACAAAAAGUCUUUUCUGCAGCACGUAGAGGAUCUGUGUGCCAAUGACAAUGCCAAGUUCCAGGAAGAGUUUGCUGAGCUUCCAAAGCUGCUGCAGGACCUGGCCACCACAGACGCCGAACUGCCCUGGAACAAAUCAAAAAACCGCUUUCCCAACAUCAAACCAUAUAAUAACAACCGAGUGAAGCUGCUGUCAGAACCGGGAACUGCGGGCUCUGACUACAUCAACGGCAGCUUUGUCUCAGGCUACCUUUGUCCCAAUGAGUUCAUAGCCACCCAGGGUCCUCUACCUGGCACAGUGGCUGAUUUCUGGAGGAUGAUCUGGGAAACUGGAACGCACACCAUCGCCAUGCUCACGCAAUGUUACGAGAAAGGCAGAAUUCGGUGUCAUAAGUACUGGCCAGAGGACAAUAAGCCAAUGUCAGUGUUUAGUGACAUUCUCAUCUCCAAAGUGUCAGAGGAAGUCCUUCCUGACUGGACUGUCAGAACUCUAAAAGUAGAAAAGCACGGGCAGUACAUUCUGGUCCGCCACUUCAACUACACGUCAUGGCCUGAGCACGGAGUCCCAGAGUCCUGCAGCACUCUCAUUAAGUUUGUCCGAGCUGUCCGAGCCCACCGGCACGACAACACCACUAUAGUGGUCCACUGCAGUGCUGGUGUGGGCAGAACAGGUGUGUUCAUCGCUCUUGACCACCUCAUUCAGCACGUCAGAGAUCACGACUUUGUGGAUAUUUAUGGUCUGGUUGCUGAACUGCGCAGCGAGAGGAUGUGUAUGGUACAGAAUCUGGCCCAGUACAUCUUCCUGCACCAAAGUACGCUGGAACUUCUAAACAACAAAGGCAACAGCCAAUCCAUCUGGUUUGUCAGCUAUUCUGCUCUGGAAAAGAUGGACUCCUUGGAUGCCAUGGAAGGUGAUGUUGAGCUGGAAUGGGAGGAGACCACUAUGUAAAGACAGAAGGGAGAGUAUGUUUUCGAGGGCAUUGGGACGCAACCUGUUCACACACUCAUGGACUGGACUGUUACCACCACACAAGGUUAGAGGAAGGAGGAAGAGGAGGAGGUGAACAGCACAGUCUGAACUGAACGGUCCGUCAGUCGACUUUGUUGCUCCACUUCACCCCACUUCUCAGUGCAGUCCUCCCUUUAAUGAACCUCUUGUCCACUUGUUUUUCCAAGAGAGUGAGAGAAACAACAGACAGUGAUAAAGUGGUAGCACUUUAUAAUAAAGCAUUAGUAAAUACGGAA